Molecule: messenger RNA, 9619 nt
Organism: Porites evermanni
Lineage: Eukaryota; Metazoa; Cnidaria; Anthozoa; Scleractinia; Poritidae
Source: the annotation of a GenBank genome assembly
GUUUAUGAUUACCUCGGUUGUUGGAAAUAUGUUCCCAGCAAUGACAGCAAGUUUCUUCCGAAAUUCAACUUAUCACCCUCAAAGAAUCACGUUUCAGCAGUACAUGACUGUGCUCUAGCCGCGCGCUCGCGUGGGAUCCCUGUGUUUGGAAUAAGAAACAGUUCGGAAUGCUUGGGUAGCGUGCACGCCGCACUGACCUACAUGAGGUAUGGUCCAUCUUAUGAGUGUUACAAUGGCACAGGGGGACCAACAGCUAUGGACGUCUACAGUUUGGAAGGUAAUUACAACACAGAAUUCGAUUUGGACGCACGAUAACAACAACAUCAACAUUAAUUUCUGUAAUUUUUCUUAAUUACACUUUCUUGGCGCGCAGUUAGCCAAAAAUUGUCGAGACCAACGUUUCUGCAAUCUGUCUGUUUGGCAAGUGUCCAAGACACUUUCCAAUUAUAAACUUUAUUCGAAAUUGACGACUGCUUCAUCCCAUAUAACUAACUAUUAUAUUAUUUUCCUUUUAAUAACAUCUUCAUUUUUUAAUUUUCCAUUGUUGUUAAAAACUGUAAUUUUUAUGUCAUAUGUGUUUUUUUACACCACAACGUAAGUUGGGCAAUUGAAUCUCAGGAAAAUAAUAGUUUCAUACAAUAAAUCGUAAUUAUUGUUUCUUUGUAUGAGCUGCAAAGCGCUCCAUUCUCUCUGACUGAGUGUCAUUCGAUUUUGAGAAAAACAGGUCGAAAAGCCAGAAAACUCCACAGAGCAAAUUUUCAUUGGAAAAAAUCAGUCUGUAAUGUUAGAGGCUUUAAUCACCAGGAAACAAACGCCACUUACACCUAGACGAAGAGCAGGAAAAAAGAAACUUCAUCUAUGAUCUCUACAGCUCCACAUAUGCAAUUAAAAAGAACGACUUUGCUCAGAAUAUUCCAUCAAAUGCUGCCAGACACCCAUUGGUUAAAGGUGGUCACGUGAGACCGGUAAUGCUGCAGCCUCUCUUUAAGGAAAUCGACGAACGCGAUUUUGGUGGUAGGUGAUUUUCUGAGUGCGCAAGCAAUUUCACUUACGUAUCUUUUCACAGUUGACGUCACGGCGGCCAUAUUGGUGUACAAAUAUAAAAAUAUUUUUUAUGUAAAAACUUUCUUUUCCAAGAAAUUUUCUGCUGCUGACCACCUGAGUGAGAACAAUGUAUAAAGAGUAGCUGGUUGAAGCAGGGGCUAGGCAAGGAGAGGGGGAACAGAGUAACGUACGUGCUUAUCACCUCAGCGAUUGAGUGGUAGCUAGGUGUUAGGAUAUUAGCUUAAAGACGCUUGUCAAUUUUAGGGAAUUUUUCUCUUCUUAUUAGCUUUAGAAAGGCGCGCAAAAUAGAACAAUCGAAGUGCAACAGCUCAUUAUCAAAGCAGCUAUUAGAAUUGACAAAUAAUCUAAUUGCGUCUUGCUCCGAUUGUACCCUACUUGGACCCUCAGGCUACUGACGUGCUUGGUUUAAUUUCUAUAAAUGGUUUCCUCAAAAAUGAAUUUACUUCGUCUUUGAAUUUCAGUAUACAGACCUCCAGUGAGUGGAACGAAUAUUCUGACCAAUCCAAGCUUUGAGGAUCCAUUGAUUAAUGACCCGGUAAAAGGUUGGAGCUGUCAGGGCGAGACUGAUGAUCCUCGGGGCGGUGUUAUUGCACGGUAUACCCAGGAAUAUCCAAAGCAAGGACAAUACAGUGGGAUUUGUCUGGCUCGAUUGUCUGAAUGGGCAGGACCUGGACAGUACGUAGGUGAGCAGUGUGAAUUCCUACAACUGUAACAAUUGUAAUUCCUGUCGUCAAUUGGUUUGAUUUGUCCCCUUCGUAGUGCAACUNAAAGCAGCUAUUAGAAUUGACAAAUAAUCUAAUUGCGUCUUGCUCCGAUUGUACCCUACUUGGACCCUCAGGCUACUGACGUGCUUGGUUUAAUUUCUAUAAAUGGUUUCCUCAAAAAUGAAUUUACUUCGUCUUUGAAUUUCAGUAUACAGACCUCCAGUGAGUGGAACGAAUAUUCUGACCAAUCCAAGCUUUGAGGAUCCAUUGAUUAAUGACCCGGUAAAAGGUUGGAGCUGUCAGGGCGAGACUGAUGAUCCUCGGGGCGGUGUUAUUGCACGGUAUACCCAGGAAUAUCCAAAGCAAGGACAAUACAGUGGGAUUUGUCUGGCUCGAUUGUCUGAAUGGGCAGGACCUGGACAGUACGUAGGUGAGCAGUGUGAAUUCCUACAACUGUAACAAUUGUAAUUCCUGUCGUCAAUUGGUUUGAUUUGUCCCCUUCGUAGUGCAACUGCAAUCCGUGACAUAAGAACUUGGGUCAAUUGAAGGAAUAACGUUGACAUGUUGUGCUCCUUGUGCUCAACGUCCUUUUUCCCUGUUCCUUUCAAUGUUGGCCUCGAACUUGGACAAUUCCACCGAAAACCCAUUACAAAACAACAUUAGAAGAGAGAAAGGACAGGCAUCAGGGCAGUGUAAUCCAAGUUAAAUGUCCUUGAUUGGGGGUGUUAUAGCGAAAAACAUCCAUAUCAAGGAAAAUUUAAUUUGUCUGAAAUAAUGAAUGUCUGAAUGGGGGGCACGAUGGCUAAACUCAUAACCUCUAUCCGAGGCUCUGACUAAUUUUUUCCACAGGAAACAGAGUUUUGCCAGGUCGAGUCUACAAGUUUGAAGGAUGGACAAAGCUUUUGGAUCGCAAACGAACAGGAGACAUUCACAGUCUUGAGCUGUGGCUCAGGUAUAAGAAAAGAGGAGAUAAGGAACAGAAAAAUAAACUGCUUGCUAAGAGAACUAAAUAUUCACAAGGUAAAUAUGAAUAAAUGAUAAACCACAUUCAGUACUACAUGUUCAAGACCGGCCUUCUUACUAAUAUUGCCAUGAUUUUUUUAAAGCUUCACCCUAAAAGUUUCAUAUAGCUGGACCAUGAGGGUGUUGAGGUGGGAUCGAAAAAUAAAUGGCCAUGAGAACGAGAUUGAAAUUCCAACUCUGUCAAUGUCCCCCACGAACUCUCCCUCUAUCUUACUAGCGCGCAAGGUGGGAAAGGGGGGCGGAGGUGGAGGUGCUCCCCUUAUAUCAGAGACGUCUGGGAUAACCUGAGAUCAGGCUCUAUUUUCGUUUCCUAAGAGAGAAUGCAUAAGAACUGCUAAACUUGGGCCUGAUCUCAGGUUACGUCUGGGCAGACUAGGCUGAAUUGACCUGAAAGGCUAGUAUUCAUAAUAAUUGUCAUACUUACCACUAGUGCAAAAAAAACAUAUUUCCUUACAUUCUAGACUAUGGCUGGGUGCAAUGGCAGACUGCGUUUGAGAUGCCGCUCGCCAGAGCAGGAUUCCAGUUCGUCUUUAUUUACUUCAAAGGACCAAAGCCGACUGUCGAUAUUCUAUUGGAUGACUUGUAUCUUGGGGAAAUAUUACAGCCAUCUGAUUGGAAAAGGAGCAGUGAUGUAUUGAUCAAUAAAUACAGGAAACGAAACAUUCAAUUCAGGUUUGAAAUCAGUUUGGUUUUAGGAAAAUGAACUCAAUUCUAUCGUUUUCUUUUAAGUCUUCAUUAUAAUUAUAUUAUGGAUUUUUUUUUUCAGAGUGAAUAUCACAGGCUCUCGAUAUACUUCAGAUCUGCUCCCGAAACUUAAGAUCAAAGUAAGUUGGAUAUGUUAGUGGACAUUCAGGCUAUGUUUACAUUAUACAAUUUCUGAUCUUUCUGUAAAUCAAAAAUGUUCGGCAGAGACCUUUGGUUAUGUUUACUUGGCUUUCUCACGAAGCUUUGACUCUUAGGACGUAUAAUCAUUCAAAUGAAAGCUACCAAGCAGUCCUUUUGCUUUACUGUUGAUCGGGCGGUUCAAUGAAGUUUGAAUUAUUGGACUUUGUGAAGAAGGCCUAUACAAUGACCACUCCAAAGACAGCCGUUCAGCAGAACGUUUCCAAACAAUGUACCUGUCCAUUCAUUGGGAUAAUUGGGUUCUAGAUACAUUAUAGUGUAGUGAACAUGCAAGGUACUAGCAAGUUUCCCAACCAGAACCACGAAAUUGCAGCUGUUUUAUUCCAUUUUUAAUGUUCUACUCUAUUCAUACUCUCAUUGGUUUACGCGCACAUUGACGUGUAAAAAGUUUGUCGCCUGGUUUAUGCGCAUCUUAAAAUGUACCCGUAUGUAAAACAUGACGUUUUUUCCUGUAGGUAAAACAGAAAUCGCAUCUUUUUGCCUUUGGUGCUGCUGUGAAUAGUAACUUCCUGCUGCACAAACCCGAAUAUCGCGAUUUUUACCUGAAAAACUUUCAGUGGGCCGUCCUGGAAAGUUCUCUAAAAUGGGGUUACGUCGAACCUAAAUUGGUGAGUUAUUUACUAGAGUCAUGACUUUUUUCAAUCACGUACUCAAAAACUACUUAUUUGCUUUGGGGGCAUUAAAAGACGCGAUACAUAAAGGGAUUGAAGCAAAUGAAUAUCAGAGUAAUUACUCCUUCUCGUGUUUAAAUUAUCACUUCUGGGUGCUUGGAUAUCAGAUGAAACAGCUCUUUUCGAGUUUCAUAUAUUACUUCUAAGCGUUUGGAUAUCAGAUAAAACACUCCUUCUUGUGUUUGGAUACAACUGAGAUGACACACUCGAUCCUCGUAUUUGAUAUAUUACUUCUAAGUGUUUGGACAUCAGAUGAAACACUCCUUCCCUUGUUUGGUCAUGAUAUGUAGCUUCUCAGUGUUUGAAUAUCGGAUCAAACACUCCCUCUCGUGUUUAAAAUAUCACUCCUCGGUGUUUGGGAAAAAAACUCCUUCUAGUGUUUGAUAUACUACUUAUCGGUGUUUGGUUAUCUGUUGAAACACUCUUAAACGUGUUGACAUAACAUUUCUCUGUGUUCAGGAAUCAGUUUAGAUAUUACUUUUUGGUGCUUGGAUUUUAGAUGAAAUAAUGCUGCUUAUCGUGUUUGACCAGUGUUAGUGUUUGGAUUUCACAUGAAACACUCCUUGUCGUGUCAGACGAAUUACCCCAUAUGGUACUAUUUUGUUGUUCUUAGAGUCGAAAUACGCAAAAUAAAAAGCAAAUUUACUAUUCUAACUGCACUGUGUGUUAUAACUGACGCACCGUUUGCGUUUUGAACUUAUUUUAGGUACAUUUCGCUUCAGGGUCACAUAAGUUAUGACAUUGCGGAUAAAGCUGUGGAUUUCCUCCAAGCUAACAAGUAAGCCAUGCUAACUCAAGGUUUUCCUUGUUAUACCACUAUGAUGAUAGUGCUUCCUGAUAACUCUCCUUGUACAGUACAGGUAACAUGUCAAUCUAAAUUUUGAAACCUAUUGAGUAUUGAAUAGGUACCAGAAAUUCAUGCCCUAUUUACGCUUACUUUCCCCCUCUCUCAAUAAGAGAAAAAAGGAAGCUCUCGACUGCACCCAGGAUGCCUCGUAAUGCGUAGUUAAGAUGCAUUUUCUUGUGCAAAAACUGUGAUAAAUGCUGCAAAACAUGUGAUUUUCUGUAUAUUUUUUCUAGUUUUGAGAAUUUUUUAAAUUCUUAGCCAUUUUUUAGAGACUUCUUCAAACGUAUGUGCGUUUUCCCUAAUUUUCUUUACCUUCAUCCCUGGUAGAAAUGUUUGUGUUAAAUCAGUCCUGAAGGUAACGUUUGGUCAUUUCACUCAUAAUAUUUAUGCCACAUUGUUUGCGUUUUAGCAAGAUGAUCCGUGGCCAUUGCGUUUUCUGGGCGGUUGACACAGAGGUUCCAUUUUGGGCGAAGAAACUUCCAAGCGAUAAGCUCAAGAAAAAGAUGAAGGAUAGAUUACAAAGUCUUCUCUUUAGAUAUCGAGGACGGUGAGUCAGUGCUCCUAUCCUCUUUUAAAAAACAGAUUGUUUUCGAAAUGUGUUGUUCGUAUAUGAGGAAUUCCAAGUUUCCCUUAGCGAUACCUAGCUAUGCACGCCGGUAGAAAGGGCUUGCAAAAAGAAGAAACUUGGAACAUGUUUUACCUUUCUGGAAUUGGGCGGCCCUGUUUCAACACUUUCUAAAGGAAUGAAAAAACCUUAAGCCUCUGACGUAAAAGAUUAACCCUACCUGUUACGUUUGUAGCUUUAUGCAAUGGGAUGUUAACAAUGAAAUGCUACAUGGUUCUUUUUUCGCGGACCGCGAAGGAUUAGCCAUUCGAGACUGGAUGUACUUAACAGCGGCUAGUGUUGAUCCCGGCGUUGAUUUGUUUGUCAACGAUUUCGAUGCUGUAGAAAAUGGACAAUUAACCCAGGUAAGUUAUAAUUUACCGUUAAAAAUUCUUGGACGUUAGUGGAGGGAAAGGCUAGUUUAAGCAACAAUCACUCACUGAAAUGUUUAUUCAAGCCCUAUUUGCAUUAAGAAAAUGAGUGAGUUUGAGAAAGUUUCCUUGCAGAUACUUUUAAGAACUGCGGAAAGGACAAAUUUAUUUUCCCAAAGUCUUAAAAUUUUUGAUUUGCUUGUGUAUCGGAAUGACAAACAUAAUUAUGCGUCUCAAUUUCACCAGGCCUUUCUUGAAGAAGUCCAGGAUUUACUAUCACGAGGAAUUCCCCUGGACGGAAUUGGAGUUCAGGGUCAUUUCACUGGUCACGUGAAUCCGACACUUCUUCAGGUAAAUACGUUAACGGUAGUUUUUGACACUUUUAUAAUGAAUUUCAAAGUCGGCUUUUAUCUACCAAGAGGUGAGAUAGUCACUCAAACCGUACGGAGGGAGAAUUAUGGAAAAGAGAGGAAAGCACCCAGUCUAGCCAUUAGGAUAUGUGAAUUUCACCAAAGUUAUUUUUAGACUAAUUAAACGUAAGUUGAUUUCCAAUGAGGUCUGCGAACUUUUAUUCAGUGUUGUAAAGAGAGAGUAUUGGGACAUUGUGCUGUCAUGGUUUGUUGACAUUACAUCAUUCUGCAUUGUUCGCUUUGAGGAAGUCGUGCGCAUGGACUUGAUGACGUUUCAAACAAUGAUCAAAUGUGCGGACGUCCCAGGAAUAAGACUUCCGUUUAAUCACAACCUCUUAAACGCCCUAAGAUUACCUAUAUGUCUCGUUAUUAUCUCCUGCUCAAAUCUUUAAAACUGGGCUGAAACUCACUGAUCUUAACUAAUGUCGAGAAGUGGAGGCAGUACCAGGUAAUCUAUCAGCCUCUGAUCAUGGAGGAACAAACUCGAAAGUAAACCUAGUACGCCGAAAUAGAGAUGACUAGUAACUUAAAAGGACAGUAUCACCAAGAAAGAUUUAGAACUAUGCGAUUAUCUAAUCCUAUUAUAGUGUUUAUGUAAGUCAAUGGAAAAUGCAAAAUAUUGCCGCAAAUUUUGCUAAAAGUUAUCAUAGAGCAGUUCUACAUGACGUCACGGCGGCGGCAUAUUGAUGUUCCGGAACAACGAAACGUCGGCCAUGUUGGUGUUCCAAACCAAUCGUGAGGGAGUUUGAAAUAGCCGGGGCGAAGUUUUCAAAGUUUGAUUGUGUCAUUUGGAAAAAAAGUCGCAUAAAAUCCAAUGAAUUAGUUGACACUUUGUGACUCCCUUUUUUUCACUUAUUGCAGUAUUAUUUGAACAUGCUAAGUAAGGCCAAGAUUCCAAUAUGGCUGACAGAAGUUGACGUUCUUGAGAAAAAUCCGUUUAAACGAGCCGAUGCGCUAGAAACUGUCAUGAGAGCUGCAUUCAGCAACCCAAAUGUCCAGGGAUUGAUUUUGUGGAGUUUCUGGAGCCAGAGUUCGUGGAGAGGUCCGUACACUUCUCUUGUGGAUGGAAACGACUGGCAGGUAACAAAGAAUACCACCUACCCCUCCCUUGAGCCAACAUUUACACUUACUUCUCACUUAGGGAAAAAUGUUGGCUUAGGGGAGGGGUAGGUGGGCAGUUUCCCAGAAACGUAUGAUGAUCCCAAAAGAUACUAAUCCGCCACUUUACAAGCAACAAGGAAUCUUGGGAUUUAGCUUUCGCACAGACGUCUGGGAUAGUUACUGGGGAUGGGCCGGUCAGCUAUUGGUCAAUGUUUUCCCUCUCCAUAGUAACAGUGUCUCAGUGGGAUGGUAGCUUUAUCGGUUGACAGUUAUUCUUUCCAAUUUUAACGGUUGACGGCUAAAUUUUAGGGCUUUUGACGGUUGACGGUUAUUUAGUGAAAAUUUAGUUAAAGAGUUAAAGUAAAUAUUAAUUUCUGUAUUAAUGAUUCCCCUUUGUAAAAGGCCUAAAACAGCGCUGAGUAAUGCUAACCUCACGGAUCUAUCUUGUUUUUCUAUUCUGCAUCUGUAGAUUAACGCCGCUGGUUUGCGAUAUCGCAGACUCCUGCAUCAAUGGACCACACACGUCACGUUAUCUCCCACGUUCACUGACCAAUCAAUGGCCUUUUUUGAAACACGUGGAUUUUUCGGAGAUUACGAGGUGACAUUACAACUUCCCAAUGGACUGAACACCACUCAAACCUUCACGUUGAGUCCUGGGAGUAAUCCAGUCGUCAUUGAACUCCAUUUACCAGGUAUUUGUUUUAUGAUUUUAUGCAUACCUAGGCUAGGUGAUUUAUCUCUCGCGCAACUGUUAGGAGUGUUUUAUUGUCCAUGAUUUACCAUAGUCUAUGUGGUUUAUCUUAUCGUUGUUAGAUCCCAGUCCAGCACAAGACAUAGAACAAGUGGGUCUAAAGCGACAAGAUGCCCCCUUAAUAGGCGAAGAUCCAAGAGUCUUAGCAAGUAUCAGCCACGGAGGCGAAGAUACUGAUGACUCACAAUAUGAAACUGACGAAGAGCAAGACGACGAAUUUCCACAAUCAGAAGACGAUGAUUCACCCGAAUUUGCUGGUGAAUAAAUGUCAAUAUUUAUUCUUGAGUCAGUUGUUCACUUUUUCGUUCCUUCCCGUUUCUCACGAUCACAAAUUGCGUCAGUUAGUAAGGUAUUCAAACUUCUGUAAGGCAAGCAAUGAGUCUUCAGGUAAUGGUAGAGAAGGUCCUUCUGUUAGUUUGGUAGACAAUCAUGCAGUCAAACAUUCAGGCUGUCACACUGUACUGUGAUUCCUGUCUGUCUUAAUCAGAUUCCAAUGAUAUACAAAAAUAACAUAGAUUAUUAAGAGCUUCAAUAAUAAUCAUUCUAUAGUUAAUUUAAAUCCUUAAAUAGUUUAAACUUAACUAAGAGUACUUUGUUGGAACGUGUUGUACUGAGUUACUGCGACAACGUAGUCUUUUACAUCACAGUUUUUGUAACAAACACUAAAUAUCAGUAGCUUUUAGCAUCUAGGGGCCUAGUGGAUCGCAAGCAAACUCGGGAAUAAAUUUUCUAGGCGCGCAAGGCACUUUAGAGAGAGUGACUUUUCCCAAAGGCCUUUGCCGCUUAACCUUUUAAACUUCCCGCGUUUCCUGAGACAGUUAUUUGUUUGAUUGUAUACAUUGCAAUAAUCCUCAGAUCCUUUGAAGUCUUCAGCUGGUUUAUACAUUGGUUGCUUUGACAACACGGAAUCCCUUACCCAACUCAAGUACCGAUACGAAGGGCAUCCGGCCAUGGUCCCGGAUGUAUGCAUCAACCACUGUGCUUCUAAGACAUUUCCUUUCGCUGGUCUGUUAAUGGCGUCGGAAUGCCUAUGUGGAGCUUAUUUCAACGAUGACGCGGAAGUUGAUAAUGAACACUGCAAGCUACCAUGUCAAGGUGACUUUCGGAGAAGCUGCGGUGGACGAAAGCACAUUGCAAUUUAUUCUACAGGUUUGAGUAACACUUUUUGA